This is a messenger RNA of Crotalus tigris (Tiger rattlesnake), 3199 nucleotides long. Its product is annotated as mitogen-activated protein kinase kinase kinase 20-like. Bases 226 to 1245 code for a protein of 339 amino acids. NCBI's taxonomy places the organism in Eukaryota, Metazoa, Chordata, Lepidosauria, Squamata, Viperidae. The transcript has 4 exons. The record is from RefSeq and is a predicted model, not a curated record.
GUCCAUCUUGGGUGGCCCUGCACGGCAUAGCUUAUAGCUUCAUUGAGUUAUGCAAGCCCCUUCGCCACGACAAGGCAGUAAUCCAUAAAGGGGCAUAAAAACAUAUGUAAUUACUAAUAUGGAGGUGAUGGCUGGAAAGAAAGGAGAAGCUUUCUAUUCAUAGCAGAACCCAUUGUAAUUUAAUAUUUUGUAUUUUCUUUCCAAAACUAGGAUUGCAAAUGGAAAAUGUAUAUGGAGAUGGACGGGGACGAAAUUGCAAUAACUUAUAUAAAAGAUGUGACAUUUAACACUAAUCUACCUGAUGUCGAGAUUUUAAAAAUGACAAAGCCUCCAUUUGUGAUGGAGAAGUGGAUUGUGGGGAUAGGAAAAGAUCAGACUGUCGAGUGCACAGUGACUUACGAGGCUGAUGUCCAUACUCCCAAAUCUACCAAACACAUCCAGGAAGUGCAAUGGAGUCAGGUGAAACAGCAGGAUGAAGUGAAAUCAGUACAGCUGAAAAUACAGACAUCUCUCCCAAAUGUGGAAGGCAACCCUCGGAGCAGAUCCAAUUCCAGUAUUGACUGCCAGUGGAUGAAUGCACUGAAAAUGCACUGUGUGACAAGCAGUCCUUCUCUCCAACAUUCCCGUCCCCACAGUCCCAACAACUUAACCCAUUUUUUACCCUACCUUCACAAUCAAGACACUUACGCUGCUGCUGUGAGGCGGACUUCAGUGCCUACUACCUUUCAUAUUACUCCACUCAUUCAGUCAAGAAGCUCAUCGCCAACAACCUAUUUAUCAUCUUUACAUCUGAAUUCCAAGGAAAGCAGCAGCUCCAGUGCGACUUCAACUUCGGAUAGUCCAUCUGAAAAGGGCAGCUCCAAAAGCAGAAACAGAAAUAACUAUCAUAGCAGCGUCUCUCCUGGAGGAGAGGCAGCUGGAAAGCGUUUUGUAAGAAACCCAACUGCUCCAGGGACACUGAGAAAUGCUGGGAAAUAUCCUAGAUCUUCCCAGUCAACCUUCAAUCAAUAUCAACAUCUGCCAAGGACGCAUGAGAGAAAACACACUCAUUGCCCGCAGCAAUUCAAAUCAAUACCAGGGAUGCCCUUGAAAACUGAAGCAGAAGAAGAAGAGGAAGAAAGCAAAGUCAGUGAAGGUGGAUGGGUGAAAGUCAAUUAUUCAAAGAAAUCUUACCGACAUACUGUUGGCAAACAAAACAAAGAGAAAUCAAAAGGCACUGGAACACUUCAGAGAAAAUCCCGUUGAUGCUUUUUCAGAAAUAGGUUUUAUUUUAUUUUUUAUUGCACAGAAUACUGACUUUCCACAGAGAAGAUUUCAAAUUCUUCUUGAAAUAACGGACAACGAAUGUGAGAAUGGGGAGCCUGGGAGGAAUGACAUUAGUGCAGCCUUGGGUUCUGUUGGAGGCUGUUUUAGCACAUUGUAAGCCUGAUAUAGUCUUCUCCCUCAAUCAAAGCACAAGAUGGCAAUUGUUCCUUUCCUGUGAAACAACACUAAAGCAUCUGACAGCAGCUGAGUAGUGUUCUUGGGGCUGAAUCACGUUAAGUUAGGGGCCAAGGGGAAUACAGAGGCACUACAGGCCCGGUCCACAAAACUGGUGUCUGAGACUCCACCAAAAUAGUAGAACUGAGUGGGCAUAAAAGGUUCUGUUUUUUUAGUUUGUCUACUUUUAAUCAGGUACUUUUUACUUAAGUCUAGUAUUUCCAUUAGCAUGAUAUUCUGCUUCGCUGUGCUUUGUUAUUUCUGAUACUCUGAUCCAGUAUUGAUACAGUGACAGAAAAAGUGCUGCUUAAACCUAUGAAUGAAAAAAAUGACUGCAAAAGUUAUCCUUUCCAUAUUUUUUUGCUUUCGGGGUUGUCUAAUGAAUUAUUUUUUUCUUGAUUUUGUAGCAACACCUUCAAGCUACUACAUCAAUCCUCCAUUUAGCGAUAAGCUCCAUCUACUUCCAUUGGAAUUAUUCUUAUGGGUAGGGGAAAAUGUAACAGCUUCUACAAAGAAGCAAAAUAGUAUAAGAAAAAAGACCUAAUUAUUUUUGGUACAACUAUUUAUUAACGUAAGGUUAAAAAUCUUAUUCAUGAUAUUUAAUUAUACUCUGCGUGUUGUCUUUAAGUAAUAAAAAGAAACAUUAUACUUAAUAGUAUACAGUAUUUUGCAAUUCCGUUGAAAUUGAAUAUUACUUUGUUUUCCUGGACAUAUCUACAAGAAAGCAAAUUCCUGUGGGAUUUUCUUUGAAAUAAAGAAUUGGGUGAUAUAAAAUAACUCAUUUCUCCAACUGCAAUUUUCAGGGGAAAAAAUGACAUUAUAUUAGAUUCUAUUUAUAAAUAAAACCCAACUCCUAACUUAACAUAUCCUUCCCCUUUUGAAUUAUGAGGAAAGGAAAAGGUUUUUAAAAGUAUUGUUUAAAGUAAUUUGAUUCUCAGCUGAGGAAAUAAGGAAUAAAUGUAUCUUAUUUAGCAUAUCUUUUCCAAUUCUUCAUGUAGUAGCAGAUUUUUAACAAUAGCAAAGUAAACCAUUUCAGACAGCUGUAAAACUAGAGUUCUUUUCUUAUUCAAGGAGCUAUUUCAUUGAUUGGCUGAGGUCUCUCCUAUUUCUAGGAUGAAGAGAGGUUUCCUAGGCAGGUGCUCUCUGUUUGUUCAGCAAAUUAUUGGAGGAGAGAUUUAUGGAUAUAUUUAUUUACUAGAUGUACAUGGCCAUUCCCUCUCACAUAUAAGCAGCGUCAGGCAGCUAACAUAAUAAAAAUAUCAAUACAAUAAGGAUAAAUAAAUUAUACAAAGCAAAAGAAAAAUGUCCAUCAAACGCAAACCAGUCAAUAACAAAGAGAUUCAACUGACAAGCUGAACCCCCUCCAACCCCCACACUUGAGAAAAAAAUCUUAAGGGUCUUAUGAAAGGCUAGCGGAGUUGGGGACAAUCUAAUCAACACUGUAUAAAAGGUCUCCUGGCUAUGGCUGGAGGAGCUGCAAGAUCAGGAGGAUCUCAAAACAGUGCACUGAUUUUGACAGAGUAGUGCAACUCCAUCCAGAACUAAAGAUGGAAAAUCACCAGAUCCAGCAGGCCUUAAAAGCCUAGAUAGAGUUGAAGCCUGUUCUUCCCCAUCCAAUUGUCCAAAGCCUCCAGCUAGAAAGACAGAACCUUCGCAGCAUUACUUGGGUGAUCCAAAAUAAAGAUAUACAACUGAGUAUCACCAGCCUACUGAUGUUACU